GGGGUCUGAGGAGACAGAGAGAGAGAGAGGGAGGGAGAGAGAGAGAGAGCAGAAAAAGCUCCUGAUCCUCCUGCUGCUGCUGCACGGACAGAAGGAGAAGAAGGACAGACAGACAGAGACAGACAGAGAGAUAGAGAGAGAGAGAGAGACGGGCAGAGCGGAGGACAGACGGACGGACAGCCGGGGGAGAGGAGGAUGGGCCGACGGAGCGGCCGUCGGUAGCGCUCUGUUUUCGGGGACGGAGCUCCAGGAUGAGCGUAGCGCUGCAGGACCUCCGGAACACCAUGUCCAGCUAUAAGCGAGCUACGUUGGAGGAGGAGGAAGUGUCGGACGCUCCAGCUGAGGCAGCCUCGUCUCCUGACAGAGUGGAGGUGGGUUUCAGGAAGGGAGGUGUGGACAUCCUGGGCAGGAGGACUCAGCUGGAGGUCCUGCUCUCAGUCCUGCUGCUGGCUGCUCUGCUGGCUCUGCUGGCCUGUCUGCUGGUCCUGGGACUGGGAUUCAGCUCAGACAGUGGGCGUGGCCUGUGCCUGUCGGAGGCAUGCAUCACGGUGGCCAGUCAGAUGGUGGAGGCGAUGGACCGCAGCGCCGACCCCUGCCAAGACUUCUACCAGUUCGCCUGUGGAGGCUGGAUGAGGAAGAACCCGCUGCCUGACGGACGGUCGCGCUGGUCCACGUUCAACAGCAUCUGGGAGCAGAACCAAGCGCUCCUCAAACACCUGCUGGAGAACGGGACUUUUAACGGCAGCAGUGAGGCGGAGAGGAAGACUCAGUCCUACUACUUGUCCUGUCUCAACACACAGAGGAUCGAAGAGCUGGGAGCUCAGCCUCUCAUAGACCUGAUCGCCAAGAUCGGGGGCUGGAACAUGACAGGUCCCUGGGAGAAGGAGAACUUCAUGGAGGUUCUGAAGGUGGUUUCUGGUCCCUACAGAGCUCAGCCCUUCUUCAGUGUCGGAGUCAGCGCUGAUCCCAAAAACUCCAACAGCAAUGUUAUCCAAGUGGACCAAUCAGGGCUCUUCCUGCCAUCCAGGGACUAUUACCUCAACAAGACAGCCAAUGAGAAGGUGCUGGUGGCGUACCUGGACUACAUGGUGGAGCUGGGGAUGCUGCUGGGUGGGGAAAGGAGCUCCACUCAGCUUCAGAUGCAGCAGAUUCUGGAGUUUGAGACGGCGCUCGCCAACAUCACCGUGCCACAGGACCAACGGCGCGACGAGGAGAAGAUCUACCACAAGGUCACCAUCGCUGAAUUACAGUUGCUGGCUCCAGCCGUGGACUGGUUGGACUACCUAUCGUCCUCUCUGUCUCCUCUCGAGCUGAAUGACACUGAACCUGUCGUCCUGUAUGCCAGAGAGUACCUGCAGCAGGUGUCCGACCUCAUCAACAAGACCGACCGCAGUCUGUUGAAUAACUACAUGAUGUGGACAUUGGUUCAGAAGAGUGUGGCUAGUUUGGAUCAACGCUUCGAGAACGCUCAGGACAAACUGCUGGAGAGUCUCUACGGAACCAAGAAGUCCUGCACCCCACGCUGGCAGACCUGUAUUGGGAACACUGACGACACUCUGGGCUUCGCCCUGGGAGCGCUCUUUGUCAAGGCGACAUUUGACAAACACAGCAAAGAGAUUGCCGAGGAGAUGAUCAACGAGAUCCGCUCAGCAUUUAAAGAAGCUCUGGACAGACUCAGCUGGAUGGACGACCAGACCAGACAGGCUGCAAAAGACAAGGCAGAUGCGAUCUACGAUAUGAUUGGAUUCCCAGAAUUCAUCCUGGACCCCAAAGAACUGGACGACGUUUAUGACGGGUAUGAAGUGUCGGACGACAGCUUCUUCCAGAACAUGUUGAACUUCUACAACUUUUCAGCCCGAGUGAUGGCCGACCAGCUGAGGAAGACUCCCAACAAAGACCAGUGGAGUAUGACUCCUCCUACAGUUAAUGCCUACUACAUGCCCACUAAGAACGGCAUCGUCUUCCCUGCUGGGAUCCUACAAGCUCCUUUCUACGCCCACGACCACCCCAAGGCCUUGAACUUUGGUGGGAUCGGGGUUGUGAUGGGUCACGAGCUCACUCACGCCUUUGAUGAUCAGGGUCGUGAGUAUGAUAAAGAAGGUAACUUGAGGCCGUGGUGGCAGAAUUCGUCUGUGGAGGCGUUUCGUCAGAGAACAGAGUGCAUGAUGGAUCAAUACAGCCGAUACACCGUCAACGGAGAACAUGUCAACGGAAAACAGACGCUCGGAGAAAACAUCGCUGACAACGGAGGAUUGAAGGCUGCAUACCAUGCCUAUCGGUCAUGGGUCCAGAGAAAUGGAGAGGAAAAGAGACUUCCUGCUGUCAACCUGACCAAUGACCAGCUCUUCUUUGUGGGAUUUGCCCAGGUGUGGUGUUCAGUCCGAACACCAGAGAGCGCUCAUGAGGGCCUGGUGACCGACCCCCACAGCCCCCCCAGAUACAGAGUCAUCGGCACGCUCGCCAACUCUCCAGAUUUCAGCCGCCACUUCAACUGUCCAGCAGGGACACCCAUGAACACCGGGAGGCCCUGUGAGGUCUGGUAGACAGACUGAAGAGAACGUUCUUCUAUGGGGGGGGGCUAAUUAAGUCUGUUAAUUAACAGAUUGGUCUGUUACUUUAGAAACUUAUCUGUCAUUUAUCAGGUGAGUUUUUUAAUUGACAGGCUCGUUGGUGUCUUAAUUAUCAGCAGGUUAUUGACAGGUGAUCAGGUGAUCACUAGGGGUGUUCCAGGUGUAAUCUUCAGUUUCAUACAGUUAAUAUAAACCUGUUCAUUAGAGACGAUCAGACUGACUUCCUGUCUGGAAACUAAAAGGACUCCGUGGACUUCACUCAUACAUGAAGGACUGAUGGUGAUGAAGAUGAUGAAGCCACGUGGGACGAUGUUGCUAAUUUCUGCUUUAUCACCGUUAUUGAUUAUUAUUAUUAUUAUUAAUGGGCUUUGGUUGGUGUGUGUGUGUGUGUGUGUGUGUGUGUGUGUGUGUGUGUGUGUGUGUGUGUGUGGUGUUGUCGUAUGAAAGACCUCUGUUACUCCGUCUCUCUCUGAUGACAUCACUGUGAUGACCUCAUAUGAAGUUGAACUGAUACGUCAUAAUUCAUGGCCGUCUGUUUUCUGAUUCUGGUGACAAACAAGUGACAAAAUUUGCAUUAAUCUAUCUCUAGCAGAGUUCUCCACAGACCUGAUCCUGGACUAUCUGACCAGAUAUCUAGUCCAGGAGUUUGAAAACAAAAAACAUGAUUUAGACCAAGACAGAUCUGUUCCACUGAAGUCUACAGAGAGCCAAAGUGAAACCUGAACUUCCAGAAAUAAGAAAACCUCAUGUAUGCAUCCAGCGAUUUUCUUCUGCUUAUCUGGUUAAUCAGAGUAUUCCAGACUUCUUUCUUCCCAGCAACAUUUUCUGGCUCCUUGGGGGAUCCCAAGGCAUUUACAAGUUCUGGGUGUACCCUGAGGUCUCCUCCGAGUUGGAUAUGAAAACCUCCAAAAGAAGGCACCCAGGAGAACCAUAAUCAAAUACCCAAACCAUUUCAACUCGUUUCUUUGUGACAUCCUUUAGAUAUCCAGCUCCUCAUCCUGUCUCUUAAAACUGAGCCCAGACACCCAAUAGAGGAAACUCAUUUUAGCUGCUUGUAUCCACAAUCUCGUUCUUUUGGUCACUGCCCAAAGCUUGUGACCAUAAGUGAGGGUUGGACUCUAAAUCGAGACCGUCUUCACCACAACAUCCACAUUACUGCUGACGCCACACCAAUCUGUCAAUCUCCAUCGUCCCCUCACUCGUUAACAAGACCCCAAGAUACUCAAGUCACCCCCAACCAGGGGUCACAUUUCUAACUACGCUAAUAAUUAAAAAUCCAAGCUUGGAGCAGAGUCUCUCUUGCUUCAUGUGUUUGGAUAAUUACAGUUUUAUGAAAAAUGACCUCAUAUUGUUGUUUUUAGAGGCCUUUAAUAACCACUUCUCACAAGCCAUAGACAUUUGUGGCUAAACAUCACAGUUUGACAGAAGAGAUACAUCCAGGCCACAGCUCGACAUCCUUAAGGUUUUUAGAUGCUAGAGGUCACAACUAGAAAGAACACGACAAGGAACACCCUUUGUUUUUUCAUGAAGACCAAUUAAGGAAAUGCUGAAGAGAGAUUGUAUUAGGACUUUGGCUCUUAGUAAAAACAUUGAGUCUUUCUCAGUCUGUCUUUUUAAAGUUUACGUUGAUUUCAGUGGAGGAGACCUCUCUUAGACUGAGUAAAUCAUGUUUUUGAGUUACAUACAGAUGCUAUAUGUACGUUUUUGCUAUCGCUUCAUCACUAGUGUUACCACUAAUAGCCGUUUACUCACUAAGAGCUUCAGCCAUCGUUGAGCUUACAAGAUGAGGUUAGAAUAUGUCCUCUUAACAGUUACUUCUUCAUCCUGUCACGUUGGACUGAGGAUAGGCUAGCUAGUUAGCAUGCUAACUUCAGUAGAAGAAGAAAAAACUGUGUUAGAACUAGAAGAAAAACAUUAGUGUUGUUUUCCACCUCUGGAGACAGCUGUUUGCUGAGUAAGUGAAUGGAGUUUGAUGUUGAACUCACAAAGUUUCUUUAGAUAGGUGAGUAAACAGCUCCUAAUGCUAAUGCUAAUGCUGAUGCUACCAACAAAUAUACAUAUAGCACCUUUAAGAUAAUUAAUCAUCGUCUGAUGGCAUAACCACGAUCAUAACACUAUAAGAAACAAUCCGUUAAUAUCCCUUUAAUCAAUCCUUAAUUUACUAAAUAUCUUAAAUACACUGUUAGUUUUGGUUGGUUUAUUUUUGGGUUCUUAAAUAUUGAAAAUAUUUUCAAGUUUUUUAAUACGGACCAAUUAAUGGACAAUGAUAAAUUUAAGAAAAUUUAGGAUGUUUUAAUUGGGAUUACACUAUCACAGGUACAGCUCAGAUUGUACCUGUUUAAAUGAAUGUGCUAUUUGGGGGUUAAAAUAAUGGUGUGUGAUUAUUGAGGAGGUGUUAAUGGAUUACUGUAUCAAUAAGCUUUUAUGUUGAUUGUCAGUUUCUCCCUUGUAGAAUCAAAAACAAUCUAAAUACCUUAAUAAUGUUAGAAUCUAUUAUUUUCUACUUAAAAAACACCUUAGUGAGAUCAUUAUUAACAGAUGACAGUGGGUGAAAAAGGUUUGUUUUCUCGAUGUAAGUGACGUACGAAUGAAACAUGCUGUUGUUUAGUCAGUGGUCUUAUAUACUUCAAACCACUCUACAUGUUAACUCACUGUAACCACUAACCACCAUGCUAGUGUUGUCAAGGUAACCAGCUGUUACUGUUUGUGACAUUAGUGCCCGCAAACAGUGAGGAACAAGAAAGGCCUUAAAAUUAGAUUUUAUUAUGAAAAUGAAUUUGGAAAAAUGCCUUAAAAAUGUGAGAUUAACGCCUUAAAAGAAAGUGGAGUUAUCAGCUGCUCUGAGUCCCACCGCCAAAUCAAGUUGAGUUUUUUUUUUUUUUAAAGAAACCUCAGAGUUUGGUCGUACAACUCCAUGAUAUCAGUCUGAUAAUGACCUGACAGUUGUGGUGCAUUCAGGGACACAGUUGAGGGUGGGAGGAGUUCAGUAUUAACAUUGUUAGCAUGGGGUGUUUAGGGACUAAAAGGAGCAAUGGGCGUUCAGGACCUAAUAAGAGCAUGGGGCCUUCAGGAAUGAAAACAAGUGUGUGCAUGCAUGUACUGAAAUAAGGAUGGGGCGUUCAGGGACACAAAUGAAAGUGGAAGGGGCGCUCACCAGUAACAAUUAGCAUGGGGUGUUCAGGGACUAAAUCAAGCCUUUAGUUCACUCAAAUGAGCAUGGGGCAUUCAGGACCUAAUAAGAGCGUGGGGCAUUCAGGGACUAAAAUGAGUGUGGGGUGUUCAGGGACUGGAGUAUUUGGAGUUAAUAAGCAUGGUUACGUUCAAGAUUUUAAAGGAGUGUGGGGCAUUUGGGAAGUAAAAGUUGCAUGGGGCGUUCAGGGACUAAAGUGAAGGGGAGUUCUGACUGUUUCUGGUUUUAUCCUGUGUAAUGUUUAAUAAUGAGUAAAAAGUUAAUAGUUUUACUUUUAGUCACAAACUUAUGAGUAAAAUUCUAAGUUUUUUGUUUUAUUUUUCUUUAAAGUUAAAAACAUUUUUUAUCAUGACUUCCUCUGUCAUCGUAGCCUCGACAGUAAAGAGCAGAAAUAAAAACGCUAAAUGCAGAAACACGAUAAUUAUAUCAAAGAAAAAUAUGUAACAUUUAAUUCUGAGUAAAUACGACUUGUUACCUCAGCCUUCAUUACCCACAAUCCUUUAGUGUUACUGCUCAGUGCAGGAACCUGACUCUGACAGCAGGUGGAGCUCUCAGCCUAUUCACCUGAACUUCAUCACCUGAAACACAAACUGAAUAUUCAGAUAUUAAAGUCGGUAUUGUGACAACA
Messenger RNA from Lates calcarifer (barramundi perch), 6388 nucleotides. RefSeq names its product endothelin converting enzyme 2b (gene ece2b). NCBI's taxonomy places the organism in Eukaryota, Metazoa, Chordata, Actinopteri, Centropomidae. Gene Ontology annotation, biological process: protein processing. The record is from RefSeq and is a predicted model, not a curated record. Gene Ontology annotation, cellular component: plasma membrane. Gene Ontology annotation, molecular function: metalloendopeptidase activity.